UUGCCAGACCUUGACUAUCAGACUCUGAUAUCACGUGAUCAAAUUUUUUUUCCUUCAGUGGGUGUAUUAUGAUGCCACUUCUGGGGAGAUUCAAUCACCGUUGGAUGAGUUGCCGGUGCUGCAUACCGCAUUCGUCCAAACUGGCGAGGAACUUCACUACUUCAGUGAAUCGGGCAAAAUGGAAAGCGACAUGGUAGUGGGACACAGGGUCCAAUCGGAGGUAUCAGCUGGAGGAGGAGUAGUAGCUAAGUUAAAGUUGGUUGUGGAGAAAAAUUACAAUGUGCGUAAACAGAACGGUGAAAACUCGUUACCGAUAGAGUUUGAUCCACCGUUCUUAGAUUUCGGCGACGGUGCUGUGGGGUCUUCAUUGAAAAAACGCGUUUUUCUUCGAAGCCAUUUUCAUAGAUCCAUCAUUUUGGAUUCUAUUGGUGGUGCCACUGAAAUUCCUCCACUCGGAUCAGCAUUCUUUGAUGUCGCAUUUCUUCCUCGUGAUGAAGGAAGCGCCAACGUUGCUAUAAAUAUACGAACCUCUGUUGGCACGUUUACAUAUGAACUAUCAGGUCGUUCUUCAUCAAAUCCUUAUCGGAUCGCUCCAUUCGUUGGUACUCGUUUGCCGUUCAACGGCACAAUAUUUAAAGAUGUUACUCUUCAUAACCCUUUCGCAAGCACUUUUAGAAUAACUGAAAUAAUGUCAUCAGGGGGUAAUCUCCAUAUAGAAAUGCCAUACGAUAUUGACGGGAAGGUUGCUGGCGAACAUUUGGAGUAUUGGGAUAUCCAUCCCUUCCAAACGAAGACAAUCUGUCGCUCCGUAAUUGUUGGACAUACUGUGGAGAACAAUACAAAUUUUAUUCGAGUAGAAGGCUCACUUCUUGAUGACGAUGGGAAAGAUGGUGUUCAACAUUCCAUUAUUCUUCCGAUACCCAUAGAAGUAAAUAGGCGUCGUGGAGUUUUUACCACCAAGGAUAUUUUGGAUUUUGGUAUCUUAAGGCAAGGCGAAAGGUCUCAAUAUCAGAUGCUGUCCGUGUAUCAGUAUAUGCUGAACGGAAGGCUUGAAUUUGAGACCUUAUAUGUCGACAAAGGUGAUCCUACUGGAAUUUACAUGGAAUUUGCUUCUACACCGCCUAUUGCUGUUUUGCCUGGAAAAAAUUCACAGCCAGGCAAACCUUCGGACUUAGUAAAAGUAUUCUUCGAUGCUUCACGAAUUACACUUGAUUCAAAACGUCCGAGUGCUCGUAAAAUCCAUGGGCGAAUAAUAGCCUUAAGUCGUGGAGGGAACUACAACGUUACCAUUCCAUUUCGUGUCAUCGUUUAUCAAGGGGACAUAAUUUCAGUUGGUAAUGAUCUUGCUCUGCAAGAAAGUGUAAGGCCACCACAUAAGCGCAGUGUUCGACUACAUAAUGCGUUACCUUUUUCUGUAGCAAUUUGGAACAUUUCAAUUUCAUCAGAUGUGCGCUUAUUCAACAAAACAACUGUUAUUGGUGUGAACGAAGAGCAACCGGUGUUUCUGUUGAAGUACAUUAAGCGUGUUCCGGAUACUUUUGGCCAAGCCGUCCUGUAUGUACACACGAAUGUUUCUAUCUUUAGAGUCUACCUGUGGAAGUAUUCUGGUAAGGUUCAGGUUGAGUUGUUCUCUGUCGAUCAGGAGUCAUUUGAUUUCGGUCUGUUGGAAAAAAACGACCCCCGAACUAUACGAGUAAGCGAAAUCUUUUAUUCUUAUUAUCCUUCGAAUUUUUUGCGUAGCUACUUAGUUUUUGGUGCGGAUUUAGAGAUUCCACCACAUAGUGCUGCAUUCUUGGACUUCGAACUGAGGUUGCUUGUGAAUGCAUCAUUUCUUCCUUCACAAAUGAUUAUUGCUACUGAGUUCGAGCACAGGGUUUUUCCUGUAAAGUUUGAGGUCAGGAAGACAUAUAUUGCGCCGGGAAGUUUGACAUCGAUUCCAGACCGCAUUUCAUUUGGGAAAACACACCCCGGAAAAGUCGUCUAUAUGAAUUUACAGAUAUUCAACUCCUUUACGGAAGACAUGAAGGUAACCCGUUUGUCAACAACAUCAAGGGAUCCACGUUUCUUUUUUGAAGGGUUUGAUCCUGCUAAUCCACCGGUACUGAGAUCUGGACGCCUAACUAACCUGGGACGCAUAAUGUUUCUUCCUGAGACACCAUGUUCGCAUGAGUACUGCUAUCUUGGUCUUCCUCUCCACACGACUGAUGGGCAGUGGUUCGUCCAUGGUCUAACAUUGCCGCCAAAUUUGGCGGAAGUUGAUAGCUACCUUUACAAGAGACAACGAGCUCGUUUUGAGAACCUUGUUAAGAGUGGUAAAUAUCGAGUCAAUACAACUGUUGUAAUCGACACUGAUCGUGCGAAAAACAUCCAGAUUGAAUCCACUGCUGAGAUGGUCUGGCCACGUCUUCUCACUCGAAAUUCGGUGCAUUUUCCACUCACUGCACUUGGAAAUUUUACGAUAGUCAACCUCACACUGGCAAAUCCCACUUCAGUGCCAAUAGUGGUCCAGGUUAUUCCAUUAGUGAUUUAUCCGGAUGCGGAUGCAGCAGUAGAGUUCUUUCGUGAGCACCUCAUGACACCUCUAACAUCUGAGGUGGAGAUGAACGAAACAUUGAUGUUCUCACUCCGUGACACCGAAUUGUUCACAUUGAAACCAGAUAGUCCAGUUCCUCGACUCCGUGAAGAACUUGAGGCUGCUAUACCUCAAACGGUGCCGAGGUUCACUUUAUCAUUGCUUUUGAAACCUCACAUGAAAGUACGUCUACGACUUGGUUUCCUACCGUCGGAUUACACUUUACGCUCAUCGUUGUUACUCAUUAGGAACAACCUAACAGCAAUUGAACCAGUUGUUGUGUACGGCAGAGGUGCGCGUAUAGGGAUGCGUGUGGAACACAUGGAGGCCCGUUCUAAACAACCGCUACUAUUUGAAAUUCGUCAUGAUCACCUCAGCGAUUGCAACAAUCCCAAACGGCUAAUGCAUAAGCUGAGCUCCACUCUUACUGUGCGACGACCUUUUUUGGUACUGAAUUCUGGAGAGGUGCCGUUUACUGUUGUGAAUAUGAGUAUAAGUGGUGUACCAUGCGAAAAUCGUGGCUUUCGUAUUCUCAACUGUUAUCCGUUUCGUCUCCAACCCAAUGAGACAUAUUCUCUUGAUGUUGCGUACACACCCGAUUUCCUCACGACAACGAAUGAGGCAGACCUUCAGCUAUAUAUGCACAUGAAUGGCAGUUCAUGGUUAUUUCCACUAGCGGCCACGGUUCCAGAAGAUAUGAUGGCAAGAUGUCAUCGUGCGCUUCCAAGACCACCGUUCGAAAAUCUUAUGUACUAUAGUUGUGUGACAGCGCUUAUCUUCUGUCUGGUUUGUGUGUUGGCAUGUGCGUAUCUCGAAGGUGACAGGGCCAUAGCGUGCGCUAUCCGACAACAUCAUACCGUACCGCGACCUGUUUUCGAUUUAAAUAACAUCGAUGCGAGAAAAAGUGACGGCACAUCAGUAAGCCGCGACAGCAGAGUGAAAAUUUCAGGUUUUGCUUCACUCCUUUUUUCUCCGAGCUCUUAUUUUAAUAAUGAAAUUAUUAGACUCUGUCGGGGUGACGAAUCUCCCUGCCGUACAUCGCAGCCCGAUACCCAGGAACACCUGCCAGCUACGAUGAGACUUAUUUUUACUACAUGUUGA
This is a messenger RNA of Angiostrongylus costaricensis, 3673 nucleotides long. The record is from the annotation of a GenBank genome assembly. NCBI's taxonomy places the organism in Eukaryota, Metazoa, Nematoda, Chromadorea, Rhabditida, Metastrongylidae.